AUGGUUGUCAACCAUGAUCGCCUGAAAAAGUGUGUAGAUCGGGACCUACCGUUAUGGCUGUCCCGGUAUCAGGAGAAGUUCAGAGCCCAGUCCCAGGAAGGUGGUGAGUUAAGUAGUGUCCCAUUGUCCCCAGGGGAGAAAACUCCCUCGAGUGAGGUCCCUGGACCUUCCCAGUUGAGCUCGUCCUCAGACAGCCCUCCCCGUAUACCGAGAAAACGGGGGCGCCCACGUAAAGUGCGGUCGCCCUCUACCGAGUCUGCCAAGUCGUCAGAUGGGGAUCUGACAGACUCUGAGCUCUAUUGUUUCUGUCGUAGACCAGACGAUGGGGGGCUAAUGAUUCAAUGUGACCAGUGUGACGGUUGGUUCCACGGGGUUUGUGUGGGGGUCACUUCAGAGGAGGCUUCCUCCCUGGAUCAGUAUAUCUGCCCAGAUUGUAUGGGGGAACCCCGGGUAGCAAACAUUGGUGUUGUUUUGGAGCCCCCAUCUUGGCCCAGGGUAAGACGGGUUACCCUGGCGGUUUUACAGGAAUGGUAA
Messenger RNA from Saccostrea echinata, 534 nucleotides. RefSeq lists its product as uncharacterized. Gene Ontology annotation, biological process: positive regulation of DNA-templated transcription. Gene Ontology annotation, cellular component: Set1C/COMPASS complex. The coding region runs from base 1 to 534 and encodes 177 amino acids. The record is from RefSeq and is a predicted model, not a curated record. NCBI's taxonomy places the organism in Eukaryota, Metazoa, Mollusca, Bivalvia, Ostreida, Ostreidae. The transcript has a single exon.